CGGAUGAAUCCGGACAUUUUCAUGUCUGUUCUGUGGGCAGAACCUCUCUGCCCUGCUAGAACCGGGCCCAAGCCCUCCUUCGUUCUCUUCUGUUGGGCCAAGCUAAAUUCAGAGCAAAGACACUCACACAAGGGUAUCGAACGCACAUAGAUCCUCCCCGUUUGGUCGCCAGUUUCUUGCUAUUGAUCACUCUUUUGUGAAUGCCUUGACUUGCUCAUUUAUUGUAUUCUCUAGUAGCUGCUGGAUUUGUUUUCUUAAAGAUUUGAUCCCGCUCGAUGUUCAGUUAGCAGCUUUAUUUGUCAAAACUCACUGUCUGCAACUUCUAAAUUCAUUCCACUAUGAUUCAAACCCAAAUUUCAAGCAUAUUGACCUUUUUUCGGAUUCUCUUCCUCUGAACCUUUUUGAAAGGAAGAGUUUGUUUAUUGGCAAAUUGCGAGCAAAUCCACAUUUAAGUCCCAGCUUGUUCACUCGCUCGCCGAACAAAGCUGAGAUCUCUGAAGCUGCCAGCACUGUUGUUUACAGACACCAGACACGCAGGGCUCCCAAUAUUUGGAUUUGAUAAGAAAACAUUAUUUUUUUUCCAUGUAUGAUUUUACAUAAAACAGGACAACAGAAGUGCCAAACUCAAACACGAAAACAGCUCACAUCUGUUAGAGCUCAUCCAACGUGAAACAUAAAGUUUACAUACAACGCUAAAUGUUUACAGACUACCGUUUUUUUUUUUUUUUUUCAUCGCAGUUUUUCUUACAUGAAUCGUAACUUUUCGUGCCAUAAACUCCUCCAAGAAAACUCUUCACUUGGAGAUAUGUAAGACUCUUUUUGUGGAGCGGUUGUUAUAUUAAAAGGAGUCUCAUUUUAUUUACAGAAAAGUAUAGAAAAAAAAUAAAACUACUACUGUACUGCCUAUUUUGAAGAUUUCGAAUUUUGGCCUAGAGACUGUAAAACUGUCAACCGACAAGGCCAAAAUUAAAUAUCCGACACCUGCUGCCAUAAAACAACUACAUUAUUGUAUAUUUAUAAUCUGUUAAAAGUUUUCAUUUCAGAACAACAGCCAUUCCACAGCCAGUUCGUACAGGGCCUAAAAAAAACAAACCCUGAAAGACCUCAAUGUUUACAAAAGCUGCUUAAGGGAAGGAUUUGUAUACCAAGAGAAAUGUUUACAUUAAGCUGAAGGAGUGACAUGCCAAACACAUUCACCAUCCAUUGCUCCAACUAAGUGAAUCCGCUGAACUCUGAGAGAAGCCCUUUGCUCCUGUGCAGUGUGUACAGAACAAGAAAGGGACUAGUUCAUCGCACUUUUCAUACAAGAGGUUUUUAUAAUUCAAAAAAGACGCUGACAAUUCACAUUUGGAGCUGUUUAUGUGAUAUAUAUAUAUAUAUUUUUUUUUUGGGGAUUUUUUUUGGUGGAUUUUUUAACACCUCAAGAACUUUGUGAUCAAACGAUGAAACCUACAACUCUAAGAGCGAUGUUUUGCUCGUCCCUCGCUCUCCUGCUUUGCUCCUGCCUCGCCGUCUCCACGUUAACCGUCGCCACGGAGAGGCGCGGCGUCGACGGCGACGUCAGGACUCCGACCGCCGCCGCCGGCAGUGGCAAGAAGAGCACCGCCUUGUUCCUCCUGACGGGCUACAAGCCGCCGCUGCCCCCGCUGCCCGCCGGGCCCAAAGUGGCGCCGAAAGCGGCCGAGGUGGAGGACGGAGAUGACCCGCCAGUUGUGGCCGAGCUCCCUCCGAAGCCCCUCCCUCAGACCAUGUUGCCGAGGAACAUGACGGCCGACGCCCUGAAGCCUCCGCUCGGCGCGGCCCAGGUGGCUCCGCCUCCCAGACAGCUGGUGGACGUGGACGUGUGCAGGGGUUACUACGACGUGAUGGGGCAGUUUGACACCACGUUCAACUGCUCCAAGGGCAGCUACAUCUACUGCUGCGGUACCUGCCACUACCGGUUCUGCUGCGAGCACCAGAGGAGCCGGCUGGACCAGGAAGCCUGCAACAACUACAACUCCCCCGUCUGGGCCGACCCACAGGUCCCCGUCACCGUAAACGCAGACAACAAGCCCGACCCGGACUUUGAGACGCUCCAGCAGCAGAACAGCAGCACGGCCUAUGUGAUCGGGGGUGUGAUUUCCUUCACGCUGGUGGUGGCUGUGGGCGUCAGGAUCGCCUUCAGCAAGGUGGCGCGGCGACCCCGCAACAGGGACAUCAACAUGCCCAGAUCACUGGUGGAUAUCUUGCGUCACCAGUCGAGCCCGGUGCAGCAGGGAGAGAGGAACAACACCGCAGCGUUGACCACCACCGCCUCAGACGGACGAACAUCCAAAAACCACUACACCCCCGUCCUGCAGAGCAAAGACAACCGCAAGCGUGGAGCCCGUAUGAACAACACCUCCCAGCUCUCCUCUGGAGCCCCCCUGCUGUCAGGCAGCGGUAAAGGUCCCGGUGGCGGCGGUGGCGGCAGCAGCAUCCUCGGCGGGAGCAUGAGACACAACAGCAGCCACCCAAACUUCUCCCACUCCUUCCACAACCUGGCCCAGCUGCCACCUUCCUACGAGUCGGCCAUGAAACCUGAGAUCAACCGCUACAGCUCCCUGAAGAGGCUGGAGAAAGAGCUCGACGAGUACUCCAGCUACUACAACUCCAAGCGUCGCUCCAACAACGCUCCGCCCUCCUUCCACUCCUCGCAGCACUACUUGCCCUGGGGAGGAGACUACACGCUGGGGUCCCGGGGCACGCUGCCCCUCCACGGCUCGCGGCCCCGCCUCCACAUCCCCGCCUCCACGCCGAACCCGUACCCGCUGCCCGCCCAGUCGCAGUACUCCUUCGACCGGCCGCCGCGCCGCGUCCGCUCCCAGGACCAGCUGCUGGCGCUCGGGGAGGGCAACACGCUGUCCCGCCUGUCCAAGAACCAGCAGCACCAGUACUACAAAGCCAUGAUGAGCACCAGCAGGGGCUCCAACUCGCAGACGCUCCGCAGGUCCCACGAGAGGCUCCUGGUCUCCCCCGACCGUCUGGAGGACCGGCUGAUGAUGGGCCUGGACCGAGCGGGAGGAAGCGGGAUGGUGCCCACUAUGGGCCGGCUCAGCCACCAACAGAAGACCCAGUCGCAGCAGAACAUCUGCGCCACGCCGUCGCUGGAGCGCCACCACAUGAUCAAGAUGAACUCCCACCCGACGCCAGGCCACGACCGCGACCGCAGCUCCGCCGGCAUGCCUGGGAUGGGCAUGCACGGCGGCUGGGACCCCCACGGGGGCCACGGCGGAGGCGGCGGCGGAGUGGGCCACCCCAACGCCCGGCGGAUGGCUUUCGCCAGCAAGAGGCAGAACACCAUCGAACAGCUGCACUUCAUCCCCGGGGGCGGAGGAGUGCAGGGACUGCGGACUGGGAGUAAGAACGAGGUGACAGUGUGAGAGGGCGGGGGAGGGGAAAGCGAGAGGAAGAUGAAGAGCGCGGAGCAGAGAAGUGAAGGCUGAAGCUGUGAAGAAGCUCAAGAGGCAUUUAGUGGGAAGAUGAAGUGGAGAGAUUGGGCCGCGAAAAAGAAAAAAGAGGUUUGAUCUCAGCUGGCUGCCUCACAGGGCUGCACAAACAGACCCCCCCCCCUCCACCCUCCCUCCC
Molecule: messenger RNA, 3606 nt
Organism: Perca flavescens (yellow perch)
Lineage: Eukaryota; Metazoa; Chordata; Actinopteri; Perciformes; Percidae
Gene: shisa7b
Product: shisa family member 7
Exons: 8
Coding region: 1443-3401 (652 amino acids)
Biological process (GO): regulation of AMPA receptor activity; regulation of short-term neuronal synaptic plasticity
Cellular component (GO): postsynaptic density; postsynaptic membrane; AMPA glutamate receptor complex
Source: RefSeq, a predicted model, not a curated record